Molecule: messenger RNA, 6268 nt
Organism: Porites lobata
Lineage: Eukaryota; Metazoa; Cnidaria; Anthozoa; Scleractinia; Poritidae
Source: the annotation of a GenBank genome assembly
AUGCGACACAAGCAGCACUGGGACAUCAUGCAGUCUGCAUCUGAAAAGUGUCGUUUCUGUGGAGAAGUAGGAACUAUUAAGUAUUAUUACCUUGGAUUGCACAGCAAAGUUAAGCAGUGGACAGAGGACCCAGACAUGUGUUCAAAGAUGACAGCUCACUGGUCAGAGAAGGAACACUGGAUAAAUGGAAAUGAUGAUGGCUGGAAGAUCAAGAAGGAGGUCUGGGAUGGAUCUAGAUUUGCAGAACUGGCUUGGUUCUGGGACUCUGAUAAAAGUUGGUGUUUGCCUGCAAGAUGUGUCAGAGAGGGCUGCAAGAAUGUUUUGAGUGCUGAUGAAGUAUUGCAAGCCACUGCUCGGCCCAAUGGAAAUAGAGAACUCUACUGUGAAUGUUGCUGUACCAAAUUUCUUCAUCAACCUGUGUUUGUAAAAGGUGACCCAAGGAACAUUGCAUACAUAGGUUACUUAAAGGUAGUUUACGAUAAGCAUGAUACAUAAUAAUUAUUAUUUGAUUAAAAUAGUGCUACUUUAAUUGUAUCCUUCUUCCCCUGCAACAAAAUAAUGAGUCACAUCGUUUUUUCAACAUCCAUCUUUGUCAGUACAUAAGACAACAACACUGUUACUCUACUUCUUCCAUUGCAAUAAAACUGUAAUUUAUUGUAGACUGAUGCAAGACUUCCCAUUGCAUUUUCUUCAACACUGUUUUCAUCAUGUUAAUGUUUAUCCUUUUUGCUCCUUUAUGUUGUACUUCAACUAAAACUAUUCAUUUGUCAUUUAUUCAUUGUACACUGUAUGCUUUUCAGGUCACUGGGAUGGCUUUCAGCCAUUUGGAAGGAAAUUUUUAUUUAUUUUAUUUUAUUUUAUUUGCCACACUAAUUACAAAAAAUAUAGGAAAAGAAGAAGAAAAAAAAAAAAGAAGUGGCGAGGAGACCUAACAGAAACUAUAGGAGCUUAUGAGAGGUUAGGCCUCCUCGAACUAUGAGCUAGAGCUGUUUCACAUCAAUUGAAGAGAAGAAGGCGAAAAGUCGAAGAUGGAAAGAUUUAUAAACUGUUUUCAUACUUACUCAAUAAUUUAAUCUUCAGUUUUUUCUUAAAAGAGGAGAGGGAUUGAGAGUUGAUGAUCUUGUUGUCAAGUGAAUUAAAAAACUUAGGCCCUUGAAAAAAGGGCGAGAACUUCUUCGUGUUUGUACGACAAUACGGUAGACGGUAGGCCUGGGAAUUUCUUGUAUUGUAAGAGUGGAAUUGAUUGCUUUGAGAGAAAUUGUUAUUAAACUUUGGAGGUAAGAAUGAAUUUUUGCAAGAAUACAUAAAUUGGCCCAGUUGAAGCAAAUGGAUAUCAUUAAAUUUUAGUAUACCGAGGUCCUUAAAGAUGGGGUCAGUAUGAGCAUUAAAAUGUGAUUUAUUAAUAAUUCUAAUAAUGCGCUUUUGCAGGAUAACAAGGCGGCGGAGAUUAGUUUUACAGGUCGAAGCCCAAACGAUAUUGCAGUAGUAAAAAUAAGGAUAAAUUAAAUCACGUGGUACUGGUACUGGUAAGGUUAAUUCUAUUGGAUCUAUUCAAAUCUUACAGUUAGUCAGUAUCAAUGGUUGAGGAUACUCCGUAAUUGAAAAGUAUUGCAUGUGCUGCAUACAAUAAUUAUUUUGUAACAAAGUGAAUAUUUUCUGAGCACCCAAGACCCUGCAUACAAAUAUGAGCAAACAUUUGCAAUUCUUCCCUGACUAACAAUGCAACCUGUUUACUUACUUACAAUUAUGAUAGGUGCAAUAGAUGUCUCAGUGGCAACAGUGGCAAAGGAACAACGCUUACAGACAGGUGAAGUCUACACAGUUGGAUUUGUGCCAUCUUAUGACCUGCCUGAUGCACGGCCAAACUCCAUUGACCCAUUUCUUGAACCACUUGUCAGUGAUAUUGAAAAUGGAUUUAUUGAAGGUAAACUAAUAAAUUUAGGUGUGGACAUAAGCUAUUUGUCACUGUGUGAAUGAGUCAACAAAAGACAUUUUUAAUUAUAAUUACUAUGACAAGGACACUUGUAGCUUUGUACAAUAUUGUUAUUUUAGGGCACUUUCCAUUUGUCAGAACUGACCAGUCUGGCUGGUCAGUUUAUAAACAAAACAUACCAAUUUGAAAGAUAUGUUUUAUCCUCGUUCCUUACAUUUCUUCAAAAUAGAGCAUAUAAUUUUGAGACUUACAGUUUUGGAGCACUGUCCAUACAAAAUGACGCAUUUAAUUUACAGACUGGACUGUCUGGCUUACCGGUUGUGGCAAAUGGAAGGCGCUCUCAGUCUCCUGGAAUGCUAUUGCUGGCACACCAAAAAGAAGACAGUGUUCACCAGUUUGAGUCCUAACACGUGUAGGGGUCAAUGACAUCAUGCAACAAUGUGAGCCAAGCUGUUGAGUGACAUGCAUUUAUAACUUUUAGACCCCACCCUAGCACUUCUGACUAAAAAUGUCAUUUCAUUAUAUGUUUUUAGGAUACCAAGUCAAUUAUGCAGGAUCACUUCCAAAUUUUCCUCCUGCCAAAAUCACAAUUCGGCACAUUAUACUGCUUUGGACAGGAGACCAUCCUGCUCAGUGUGAGGUGUGUAAGACAAAGGGUGCUGGAGGAAGAAAAGGCUGCCAAAGAUGUCAUAUAUGUGGUAAGUGAUGGAAGUUUUGGGCAGUGCAAAUGCCAAUGCCCAUUUCUUUUCAGUCUACUUGACAGUAUGUGCUAGGUAAUGUAUUGUCUCAAUUCCAAACGGUAAUGAAAGCACAUGUUUGCUAACUUGAAUAAUACAUUAUUUCUUGGUUACUCCAUUAUAUAUAGGCACAUGGCUGAGUGAACACAACCACAACUACUACCCAAACUUCAGGAAGCAAUACAGAUACCCUUAUCAAAAGAGGUUGCUUGAGGAAGAAUUGCCAAUGAUGAAGGCAUUAGAAGAGGAAGAAAGACCUACCUAUUUCCAAAGAAUAAGCAAGGAAAGUGGUCUGCUGGGGUUAUCAGUGCUUCAUAGGCUUUAUCCUCUUUAUGGAUUUGAUGUUCUCAGGGACUCAGUCUUUGAUGCUAUGCACCUGUUACCUCUCAAUGUGGUCAAGAAUAACAUUGAGCGAUGGAUUUCUAAAGACUAUUUUGCCAAAAAAGACCUGGACACCAACUUGGCAAAAAUGCCAUGGACCACAGGUACAGUACAUGUAAAUGAAAUCAUUCAAAACAUAAAUAAGUAUUCAGAUUGUUGACUUUUUACUGAAGUCAAGUCUAAAGCAAAACCUUUCUGUGCUGAUUUUAAUAAGCUGCUGUUGUUGUUUUCCAUAACUUUACAGACCAAAGAGAUCAUGUGCUAGAUUACAAUAUUCAGUAACAGCUAAAUUGCCAGAAUUUUCUUCCACAGUCAGUUUAGUCAGUUCUCGUUUUUUUAUUUAUGUUUACUUCUUGAAACAAAGUCAUAAUUUUUCAGAAACCUUAUGCAUAAAUGAUGAUUAAAUUAAAAUAUAUUUCACUCAUAUGAGCUUGAAAUGUAUAAUUCCUUUACAACUACUUCAAUUGCUACAGCAAUCAGACUUAGGUAACAGUAUGAUUCACUUAACACAAUAAUAUUAUUUUAUAGAUUAUCGUGCAUCCCGCCUUCCUUUGGAUACUGAUUCAAUGGGUUACUGGACAUGUAAGCUCAUUUAUUGGAUUUCUAUUAUAUUGUCAGUCUGGAGAGGGUAAAUUACAAUAUAUAAAAAAUUAAUGUAGACUUCAGAGAACUCAACUAUAAUGUUCGAAGGGUCAACAGCUGUUUUGCCAUGUAUCUACAGUUGUACACUGUGUGCAGAAUAUUUUUCUUUCACAGUGUGAACUUUUAUAAAGGGAUAUAUUUCUUGAAAUUAUGGAAAUUUUGCACGACCAUAAGCCAGCUGCAAAAAGGAUGUUUACUGCUUUACAUACUUAAAAAUAGCCAUGACACUCAAUCAUAACUAACUUAAGGGUCCUUACACUGUGAAUAAGUCAUCCUCUUGAUAAUGUUUACACUAUUAUAUAACCUAACAGCAACCUGUUCCUGGUUUUCUCUUGAAGCGGAGGAAUACCAGAAACUGGCUUUUCCAGCAUCAGAGUUUGUCUUGAAUGGAUUGCUCCCUGAGGAAGAAUUGAAACUGUGGGCACCUGUUCCAAGAAUGGUUGAGUUUGUCUUCAAUUCAGGUAGAAAUGGCUGGAGUGAAGAAAUGCUUGACAACUUUAGAUGCCUUGCUUGGAGGUAUUGCAUUUUAUGUGAAGAGCAAUACGGAGCUAAUGCAUGUGUAAUAAAUCUACAUAACUUGACACACUUGCCUGAAGACAUUCAGAGAUUUUCAGCACCAGAUAAUUUCUGGUGUUUUGAAUUUGAAAGGGCUGUGAAGAGGUAUGUGCAGCAAAGUAGCAAUAAAAAGCACAUUGAAAAAUCCUUUGCCCGCAGAGAAAGUCAAAGAGAAUUCCUAAACUUUCAGCAAGACCUUAAGCUGAUCUCAUCUGAAAGGUGCAGAUUUACUUGGGCUAAAGACAAGGACAAGGUAAUUGUAAUAGACCAAAAUUAUGAUAAUGGAACCAAUGCAAAUACGGCCACUAGAUUUAGUUUACAUGAAAUUUAUCCUGACUAUAUGACCUUGCUUGAGGUUGAUAGGACCAAUUUGAAUAUAAACAAAGGAUAUUAAUAAAACUAGUGGCCACUUUUGCAUUGGGUAAAUUACGUAGCAGAUUACUUUUAUGUUCAAGUUAUAUUGAAGCACUCAUUAAUUAAAUGGUGGCACACUGACAGUCACCCAAGUAUGAAUGCUUAUGCACAGACAAUUGAGGAGAACGAUUAUAUUAUUUUUCAUCACUGGGCAUUAGAGAAGUUAACAGUUCUUUGCUGUGAAACAUUGUAAGGAUUGGUUGUUUCUAAAUGCCUUUUGUUUUAUCUUUGUUGUGAAUGGGGUUUUUGUGGCUCAGUUCUAUCUUUGUAUUUAGUUUUUUGGUAUGAUUUGCAUGUAUAUGUAUUUUAGUUGUAGGUUAAAAUAAAUCCAGAGGUUAAAAUGAUUUUUCAAACUAGGGUGAUUUGUCUUUUCCUUUGUUUAAGGAUUUUGUAUUUACAUUUGGAACAAAGGAAAAAUAUACAAAUCAACCUUAAGUUUGACAUCAGUUUAACCUGGGAUUCAUUUUAAACUAAAACAUAUACAAAGGAAUUAAUUAAAGGAUAUUAAACCUGAAGUAUAAAAUAAAACCACAUAUUACACCUAAUAUCCAUUUCAAUUUGUUUGUAGUAAUUCAUGCCGACUUGGAAUAACUGUCUUACUUGCCAAAAUAGAAUAAUUUUAUUACUUGUUAUUUUGUAAGUGGACUAUCUCCAGAAUGCUUGCACGUGCAUGUAUAAUAAAAACAAGUGACACAGCAGUUGCAGUUUUUCUUCAGAAUGCAUUUCAGAGUAGCUUUACAGUAGUUAGAUGUAAUUCCCUUUUUGAUUGUGCUCAUUGAUUUAGGUAACUGCAUCAUCUUUGGAAGGAGCCAAGUACCUCAUAAAAAUUUGUUCUGGUGGCCCACUAGCUGACAAAGUGAAUCAGGGAGUCUUGAUUGGUGCUGGCCAUUUCCACAUGAUGUCUCGUCAAGAGAGGCAAAUGAUUCUAGAAUAUUUACAGCGUGUCACAGCAGAUGAUGUGGAUGAAGCUGUUGAGUCCUUCCGCAGUGCAUUUCUACCCAUGCAUUGCAAACCAAUGGGUGGAAAGCUUUACAGAAAAGGCGAUUUUGUUGCUGGAGUCCAAGCAGGGGCUGAAAUUUUUUUCAAGAUAGAGAACUUCUUCUUGGUUAAAGUUAACAAUGACUAUCAAUCACUAGUUUUUGGUGACACUUUUCAAUUGAUUACUAAUCCUGGUGGUGCUGUUUCAAGGCAUCCUAUUAGUGAUACUGUUUAUAUUCAACCUGCACACUCUUGUGUCUGUGUAGGUCUAAAUGAUCUCAGACGAGAGAUCAUGUUGUUUCCGGAGACAGGUAACAAGUAUGCAGUGGUAGAUCCCUUCCGGAGAACUGUGAACCUCCCCAAGGUGAUUGUACCUGUUUACCCUCAAGUUGGUGAUUUUGUGUCUGUGAUUGGUGAUGAUGAGGAUGACCCAUGGAGGGCACUAAUAACAGAAGUGAAUUACCAUAGAUCAACGGUGGGAGGUUAUUUCUAUGUAAAUCAUCCCAAUUUUGAUGCUAACCACCUCUGGGUAAGAGAGAGGCGACAAAGGAAGGAGACUAUUCAUUUCAACAGUCUUUUGUCCAUUGUGAAUGGUGAAUGGGUGGGUAAUGCGUGGAGAGACACUUGA